AUGCCUCGCCCCCACGCCGCCCUCUUCACCACCAUCACCUCAGCCAUAACCCACGACCACCGCGUCCUUGAAACCUCCUACCGCGAAAUAGUCGAUCACCCCACCGACAUCGACCACCAAACCCGGUACGGCAACCUAUUCACCUGGGAGCUCGCCCGCCACUCCGUCGCCGAGGAACUCCUCGUCUACCCAGCCAUGGAAAAUUACCUGGGCGCCGCGGGAAAACAGCAUGCUGAUGCCGACCGCGCGCAGCACCACGAGGUCAAGGAGCUGCUGAAAGACUUCCAAAAUACAGAUGCGAGUAGUUCGACGUAUAUUCCCAAGCUGGAGAACUUGUGGAGCGUGCUGAAGAAGCAUAUUGAGGAGGAGGAGAGGGAGGAUUUGCCGUUGUUGGAGGAGGCGCUGAGGAAGAAUGAGGGGGAGAGUGAGGGGUUGGCGAAGAGGUUUGAGAGGACCAAGAUGUUUGUGCCGAGUAGGGCGCAUCCUAGUGCUGGUGAGAACCCGUACUUCGAAGGUCCCAUGGGUUUGCUGGCUGCGCCUAUUGACCAUAUUGCCGACAUCUUCCGCAAGUUCCCAGAUGACACAAUCAGCCCUAAUCCUUCCAAAAAGUAG
This is a messenger RNA of Pyrenophora tritici-repentis Pt-1C-BFP, 612 nucleotides long. Its product is annotated as HHE domain containing protein. The record is from RefSeq and is a predicted model, not a curated record. NCBI's taxonomy places the organism in Eukaryota, Fungi, Ascomycota, Dothideomycetes, Pleosporales, Pleosporaceae.